AACGUGGUUGUCGUGGAGACAAGACGCCGAGCCGCGAUGUUUGCUGAGAGCGGGAGUCCCGGAAUGGAAGCUCUGCGCCCGGUAACGAAAGCCAAAUCCCAAAUCCUUGUCUGGAAGGAUGUGACGGUCCGUGACUUGGAGAGGCUGGAGCGCGCCCAGAGUGAUGACGACCUCCACAGGGCCCUUUCUGAAUGGCUGCAUGUGGAGGGCGGCCUCUGUGAGCCUCGCGCCUCGGCCCUGCGGGACCUGUAUUACUACACUGUGCGCUUCUGCUGGGACCGCGGGUUCAGCCGGGAGCAGACGUCCUGUGUGUUCUCUGUGGUGAAGGAGACGCAUGCGGCCUGUGUAGGGUCACCGCUAGGAAAUGUUGCCGAGUGUUACCGCCACUUCCAGGACUUGCUCCUGUGUCACGCUGUGCAUCGGCCUCCGUCCAGCAUCAGCCUGUUCUCCGCACAGCAGCUUCUGCACAUAUCCGACUAUAUGGUGACGACCUAUUUCCGCCACUUCAAGCUGUAUAAAUACGUGUUUACUCCUCAGGUGAAGUUAGACCUCGCAGUCACUUAUGACGGAAGGUGAAGACUGGCACCGCAGAGGGAGAUAAUGACCGGAGACUGAGGCGCUGCAGCGGGAGAGCCAAGGGAAUCGGCCAUGCGAGGAGUCUUCACCGCCUUCCAUCAGCGAGACGCCCGUGAAAGCGGACCUCCGACCAUCACCUGACGCCUCGGGGGCAUCUCUUCUAUUAUUAUUGCAGUCGUCCUCAUUACACAUCCGUCUGCUCCGUCAGUAAGAAGUGGUCACCACUCUCCGGCGUCACAGCCAGAAAAACUGUUAACCCUUUCUGACAGAUUGGCUCAAUAAUUUUAAUAAAGGCCAAUUGA
Molecule: messenger RNA, 878 nt
Organism: Bufo bufo (common toad)
Lineage: Eukaryota; Metazoa; Chordata; Amphibia; Anura; Bufonidae
Gene: CFAP119
Product: coiled-coil domain containing 189
Exons: 8
Coding region: 37-576 (179 amino acids)
Source: RefSeq, a predicted model, not a curated record